Pelobates cultripes (western spadefoot toad) is the source of this 155-nucleotide messenger RNA. NCBI's taxonomy places the organism in Eukaryota, Metazoa, Chordata, Amphibia, Anura, Pelobatidae. The record is from the annotation of a GenBank genome assembly.
GUGAGAGAUUUGGAGCAGGAGAAUGCCACCCUGCAGGUGGAGCUAGAAGCUCUUUGCAGUCAAAGUAUUGGGCCUUCUGCGCUCAGGGCCUUAAAUGAGGAGCAACUGUGGGACCUGCCCAGAGAGGCGGAACAAGCCAAAUUUCAAAGGGUAAA